Messenger RNA from Electrophorus electricus (electric eel), 1932 nucleotides. It is a transcript of the gene ptk6b, whose product is annotated as PTK6 protein tyrosine kinase 6b. NCBI's taxonomy places the organism in Eukaryota, Metazoa, Chordata, Actinopteri, Gymnotiformes, Gymnotidae. The record is from RefSeq and is a predicted model, not a curated record. Gene Ontology annotation, biological process: protein phosphorylation. Gene Ontology annotation, molecular function: protein tyrosine kinase activity; ATP binding; protein binding.
GUAAUCAGAAGCGUUCUUCAAACUCUUCGUUUUGUUCACCUGCGUAACAGGUGUUUGUUGGAACGCUUUGGGAUCAGAGUGCGCCAAAUACCACCAGCCCUGUGAUCACAUGGGGGAGUGUUUGAGGAGAACUUGUCCGUGUCUUCAGUCAUUAUGGGACAGACUGUUCAAAAGGCGAGAUGAUGUAGGUUCGAAAGGCGAGACUGGAUGCGCAGAAGACGGUUUAAACUCAAAGCUGGAAAAUAACACGCACCCUGUCACGCGGUACGGCCCGGCAUCCGUGCACGAACCCGUGGACAUGGCUGUUUAUACGGCUCUGUGGGCAUUUGAGGCGCGAGCAGAUGAGGAGUUGUCAUUCGAAGUGGGAGAUAUGUUCAAAAUUGUCAGCAAGAAUGGAGACUGGUGGACUGCUCAAAAACUCGAUUCGUGCGGACGCACGCUCGCAACCGGUAUAGUCCCUUAUAAUUACCUGGAACGCGGGGAAACGGUCGCUACGCAGCCGUGGUUCUUUGGCAAAAUGAACCGGUUCGAAUCACUCAGUCACCUCUUGUCUGCUGAGAAUGGUGAUGGAGCUUUUCUGGUGCGACUCAGUGAGAAUGACAGCGUGGGCCAUGUGCUCUCAGUCAGGGUAAGGAAUGGAGCGAAACACUUCAAGGUCUACCAGACGGGGAGCGUGUUCUAUGUGGAUCAGGCACACGGUUUCCCUAGUUUACUGGAACUUGUAGAAUACUACCACAACCAUCGCCUGGGUGCCGUACAAAGACUGGGAAAGCCAUGCAUUAGGAGGCAACCGCAGCCUCAGGACCUGUCCCACACCACGGUUGAUGAUUGGGAACUGCCGAAGGAGGACUUCACCCUGGAGGAGAAGUUGGGCAGUGGCCAGUUCGCUGACGUGUACCGCGGCAAGUGGAAGAGACGCAUCAACGUGGCCAUCAAAAUCCUGAAGAACAAUGAAUCUCUGAACCAGCAGGACUUUCAAAUGGAGGUUCAGCUUUUGAAACGUAUGCGCCACAGAAACCUUAUCUCACUAUUCGCUAUUUGCACUUCUUCCACCCCCUAUUACAUCAUCACUGAGCUCAUGGAGAAGGGAAACCUGCUGGACGUCCUCCGCAGUGCUGAGGGUGAGGCUUUAGACUUGAUGAGUAUGAUUGACAUGGCAGCCCAGGUGGCGGAUGGGAUGGUGUAUCUGGAGGAUCAUAACAGUAUUCACAGAGACCUAGCCGCACGGAAUGUUCUUGUUGGUGAGGGCUACGUUUGCAAGGUGGCUGACUUUGGCUUAGCACGAAUCAUCAAGGAGGCAGUUUAUAUAUCGACAGAAAAGAAGAUUCCAUACAAGUGGACUGCUCCUGAGGCCAUCAGCCGUGGCCGGUACUCUAAUAAGUCUGAUGUGUGGUCAUUUGGUGUCCUCCUGUAUGAGAUCGUUACCAACGGUGGAGUUCCUUAUCCAGGCUUCACCACAAACGAGGCUGUUAAACAGGUCAUGCACCAUGGCUACAGGAUGCCGGCCCCUCCCAAUUGCCCUCAGUGUAUCUAUGACAUCAUGCUGUCCUGCUGGAGCGACAAGCCGGAGAAUCGACCUGAUUUUAAACAGUUGAAAUCUGAUCUGGAGAACAUGAAUCGCUACACAGAGCUGGAGUGAUAGAAUGCACACCUGUACUUUUAUGGAGAAAUGUACAGGUGCGAUGUAUAGCUGUGCUUUUAAAGGCGAUGGACAGUGGAACACAGAACUAAUAACAUGUAAACCUAAUAGCAGAGUAUGUCAUCUGAUGUUAUGUAUUUGGAUGCCCCAGAAGCCUUGCAAGAGAUUUGAAAACACAAAAGAACUUUGCAAAUACAUAUCUUGUACUGUAUUGAUUGUUUGUGCUGGGAAUAAUUACUACAGAUGUAAAGAAGAAUUUCUGUAUAUUCAUUAAAACUGAUGUAAGUACUUUA